Messenger RNA from Suillus plorans, 1686 nucleotides. RefSeq lists its product as uncharacterized. The annotation marks the transcript as partial. The record is from RefSeq and is a predicted model, not a curated record. NCBI's taxonomy places the organism in Eukaryota, Fungi, Basidiomycota, Agaricomycetes, Boletales, Suillaceae. The transcript has 2 exons.
AUGGCAACGAACUCGAAGUUGGCUCGCGUCGAGCAACUGUCGGCUAGCAAACCGCCGUUCCUAACGGCGGGUGAGCUCACCCCGGAGGCCUUGCGAUCGUGGGAGUUGGGCUGCACGCAGUUCUUUUUGCAUAAAGAGGUAAAGGAAGGUGAGAUGGUAAAGAAGGUCGCGUGGGGCAUGCAAGACCCUGUAAUGCAGGAUUGGUACAGCAAUAAUCAAGUACACUUGGACAAACUCACGUUCAAGGACUACAUGGCGGAAGUACGUAGCUACUGGCUCCCCUCGGGCUGGGCGGAUACUGUCCGACGGAAGAUGCUAUCUUCAACACAAGGCCAGCGUCCGUUUCACGAGUGGGCGUCGGAAUUUCAAAGCCGCAACACCUUACUGCGAGGUACCACCUCACACCUUGCGGAUGCAAACAUCCUGUACCACUUGGAGUCGCACAUGAACCCAGAGCUCGCUGCGGAUUACCAAGCCGAACAGAUCUCGGAGACCGACCUUAGAAAAUGGAUCGAAAAGGUGCGGCUACUUGACGAAAGACGCUUACGCUACCUCGUCAGGCAAAGAGACGCUGUAGAUGCUGCCUUGCGGGCAGAACGUGCACGCUCUGGAGGCGAAAAGAAGUUCACCGCGGGCACACGUUACAACGCAAGAGCUGGACAGACUGCCACAUCGACCACCUCUUCGUCCAAAACCUUCACUCGUCUACCUACCCUGACUGACAACGAGCGACAACUCCUGCGAGAUAAUGAUGGGUGUUUCAAAUGCCGGGAGCCUUUCGCCGGACAUUCGUCGAGCAACUGCUCAAAAGGAUUCCCGGACGGGAGCUCUUACAAGACCUUAACGGCCGCUAUGAUCGCUUCAAAGAAGUCGAAAAAAGGUAGUGGGAUGGUCGCCGCUGUAGACGUUGAUGAGGACCACACUGUGGCGGUGGUGAUGCCUUCGGCUGUCCUGGGCGAUGGUACUGACUCAGAGGAGUGCGUGGCUCCCUUGCAGACUCCUCACUUGCGUUGGGAUUGUCUUGUGACUGGGCCUGCCGUUUCUUCUUCUGUCCGUGUAUCAGCCCUUAUUGACCAUGGAUCUUCCUUAGUUCUGGUUGACGAAGCCCUCAGUCACAAGCUCGGAUUGCGGCUACGAAAACUGCCCAAACAACUAUCAAUAUCCCUCGCACUAUCAAAAACGCAAAAACAAUCUUUCAUUCUUUCGCAUUUCGUCAAAAUUUCAUGUUCUUCUCUCGAUAACGCUUAUACCUCUAGAACUGUUCGCGCAAUUGUGGCUCCAAAUCUUUGUACACCUCUGUUACUUGGAGGUCCCUUUUUGCAGCAUAAUCGGAUUGUAAUUGACCACGAACUGCGCAUGUGCAUCGCAAAGGACGCAGGAUAUGAUCUGCUGCACCCGCAGUCACCUGCACCUCACAUCAAGAAAGCAGGCUGCGAAACAGUUCGGGGUGUUGACAUUGUUGCUGCAGUUCAAAAUCGCAUCAACAACCUCGAACAGCAAACCUUACUCGACGCGAAAGACAGUGCCAUGAAGAUGGAAUUCAAGGACCAUUUUCCGACAGACAUCCCGCACAACGACUCGCUGCCUUCGGACGUUCUCUUUAGAGUUCAAUUAAAGGACGCUAACCAAAUUGUUCAGAAGCGCUCGUAUGACUGUCCGAAGAAGUACCGUGCCGCAUGGAAGGUA